Molecule: messenger RNA, 1635 nt
Organism: Dovyalis caffra
Lineage: Eukaryota; Viridiplantae; Streptophyta; Magnoliopsida; Malpighiales; Salicaceae
Source: the annotation of a GenBank genome assembly
AUGGCAAUGAGCUCUCAUCAAGACACACAUAUCCUUGCUUGUACACAUGAUAGAUUGAGUGGUCAACCAGACCAAGUUAUUUUUCGUAUAUUCUCAUUCCUUGGUGCUAAUGAAACUGCUCGUCUUGGGGUAGUAUCGAAAAGGUUUAAUCACCUCUGCAUCUCUAGCCCUUACUUGAGUUUCAUUGCGGAUUUUGAUUCUGGUUCUGAUCAUAGCUGUUUAAGAACAAGAUACAACAAUUUCUGUUCUUAUGUCAAUAAAGUGCUGCGAUGGCGCGAAAAGACUGGAGGACGGCUACAACGUUUGCUUGUUCAUUGGCCUUGCAAGCAAAGAAGGUUUGAUAUUGGAGAGACUGCUGUUAGUUCAUGGGUUAGUAUAGCUACGAAGUGUGGUGUUGAAGAACUUGACAUGCUACUCCAUGUUGAGCCAGGGAGAGGCUAUUCGUUGCCUGGUUGUAUUUAUAAAUGUGAAUCUUUGAGGGCUUUGAAAUUGAAUUUGCAGAUGGGAAAGUUUUGUUUUCAAAUACUGGGGUUUGACUGGCUCAAGGAAUUGUGGCUAGAUUCGGUCACAAUAGGAGAUAAAUAUUUUGGACAGAAAACUGAUUUGUGCAAAUCUCUUAAAAGGUUAAUUCUUGAGAAUGUUGAUGGUAUCAAUGAUCUCUCGAUCAAAAGUUCAUCUCUUGAAAAGCUGGAAAUAAGUGAUUGCAGAUUUGCGAAUAGUUUCUUCGGUGGGAAUUUUAACAUAUCUAGUUCAUCUUUUAAGGUUUUAACAAUAUCGGGCUGCCAAUUUAAAGCCUCAUGGCAAGUCAACCUUAAUUGUCCAUCUGUGGAGAACUUAACAGUCCAGGACUCUGAGUUUGGGAGAGUUUUUGUUUGUAAGAUAGAUUGUGAGUCUCUUGAAACUCUUCAAGUCUGUGGGUCUCAUUUCUCUGCAGCCUUUCAACUCCAGGUUGACUGUCCAUCUGUUAUCAAAGCCAUGAUUAGCAACUGCAGGUUUGCAGAAGUUUGCUUUCUUAACAUCAAGAGCUCUUUCCUUGAUGGUUUGACUCUAUCCGAGUGCAAAUUUAGCCCCCUCGAGAGCGAGUCCCAAUACUCCCGGCCAAAAAAAGAGAUCAAAGCAGGUCCCGGUCCCUACAGGCGCAUUAUUAUUAAGGCCGAAAACCUUGAGACAUUGGAUAUAACGUCGUCAGAUGCAUAUUCGUAUGAAUUUCCUUUGUCGAUUUCUGCUCCCAACCUCAAGGAUUUAUGGUGGACUGGAGACCCUGUAGAUUUUAGUUAUUUGAAACAGGGUAUGCUGUCCCUAGUGAAUGCAAGAAUUGACAUUAAGCCUUCUUGUCAGCAUAGAAGUGAGGAAUCUGAUCGUCGGUGCAAGCAUUCGAAGAGUUUAAUAUAUUGUGCAGCCAAGUUCCUUCAAUGUUUAAGUGAAGCCAGAUUCUUGAGAAUAAAUACCUGGCCUAUUGAGAAUGAUUCUCCCAUAGUUUUCGAGAAGCUACAGAACUUGGUUCUGCUAAUCAAAGGUUCAUUUGCAGACCAAGUUCCAAUUAUAGCCUCAUUCCUCAAGGGAUUGCCUAAUCUAAGGAGACUAAUAAUCAGAUGUGACCAGAAAUCCCAUGAACUUUCUGAUCCAAAUAGGUAA